Molecule: messenger RNA, 924 nt
Organism: Suillus subalutaceus
Lineage: Eukaryota; Fungi; Basidiomycota; Agaricomycetes; Boletales; Suillaceae
Product: isoprenoid synthase domain-containing protein
Exons: 3
Coding region: 1-924 (307 amino acids)
Source: RefSeq, a predicted model, not a curated record
AUGUCUGAUCAAUGGCUUACUGACGUAGCACAACUUGUAGAGCCCGAGAUCAGAGAGUAUCUUGAUUUGGACACAGGCGCAUAUGCCGCCGGUUGCUAUCCUGACGCAGAUGCUUUCCAUCUCCGAGUCUGCGCUGAAUUCUUUAACUGGACAUUCGUUAUAGACGACCGGAUGGAAUAUAGUGUCGUCGAUGCACGGGAAACGCAUGAAUCCUGUAUUCUUGCAUUCCGCGAUCCCAUCAAUUUUGAUACGGAACAGUUUGCUGCAAAGAUGAGCAAAUCGUACGACUAUUUUUUCAUUGCAUACACUCUUUCUAAAACCGCUUUAAGGAGACUGCUGGCCCCGGCUGCACAGAGCGAAUUUAUCCGAGGAAGCGAAUUGUUCUUCGCUGCUGUAGCUAAGCAGGUGGACGACCGUGCCAAAGGAAAUAUGUAUGAUCUGGAAUCUUACAUUGUCCAGAGGCGAAAUGUAGUCGCGCUGAAGCCCUGCUUUGCCCUCAUCGAAUUCGUAGCUCAAAUCGAUCUUCCCGACGAAGUUGUGUCACAUCCAAUUAUCAUGGCCUUGGAGGACGCGACCAAUGAUCAUAUUUCUUGGUCCAACGAUAUUUUCUCAUAUAACAAGGAGCAAUCUCGCGGUGACGCACACUGGCAUAACAUAGUUGCCGUGCUCAUGCACGAUCGAGGACUAGACCUACAAGGCGCCAUGGACUACGCUGGCCAGAUGUGCAAAGAUGCCAUCCAGCGCUUUGAAACUAACCGUGCUAUCCUCCCCUCGUGGGAGGAAGAGGUUGACAGGCAGGUGGCUGUCUACGUCGAGGGGCUGCAGAACUGGAUUGUCGGCUCACUUCACUGGCACCUUAAUUCCCCCGCUAUGCUGUCGCGCCGGACCCGAAUCAUCAGGUUGCUUCCUAGAAGGUCCUUGUAG